AUGAAAAGUGUUAAUGAUGAUCGACAUAAAGAGCGUUGACUCUAGAUUUUUUUUUUUUUUAAUUUUAAUAAUACAUUGCGAUUGCAAUAAAUUAAUAUUGUAAAAAUCGUGUUACUCCAGUUGUAUAGGGCGUGCAGCAUUUUCACGAAAGUCUGGAAUGUUUGAAUUUGACAACUAUUUUUUAACUACUUAUUGCAACCAAUAAAAAAUAAAAAUGUAUUAGAAACUCGUAUUUAAAAAUAAAGAUAAUUUAACCUGUAACCAUGUUACCAAAUGACAUAUUAGAACUGCAAGCCACAAGAACACAGGACAAACAAAAUUUUUUGUCAUCUGAAAAUGAGUCGGAUUCGUCGAUCGAUGUGCAAUAUAAAACCAUAAUAUUGACUGUAACUUCGAGAGCGUCUGAAGUUGCUGUUACAGUUCAAGAUAUACCCGGUGUGAUUAAAAGUCACAUUGUUAGUAAAAAUAAAUUACGUUUAACUUAUGACUCGAAAUUAAUCAACUCCGCUGCACUCAAAGAAACUAUCGAUAAAAUGGGGUUCUUAGUGUCUUUUGAACCAGAAAAACAAACUGAGGUUACCAUACACAUAGAAGGCAUGAAAUGUAAUUCUUGUGUUCGUAAAAUACAGAAUCACGUUCAAGAAAAAAUCGGCGUCAUCAGCAUUAGAGUGAAUCUUGAAGAUAAAUCUGCUCAUGUAUUAUACGACUCAAAUACAAUUACACUGUUCGAACUUCAGUCUUCAAUAGCCGAAUUAGGGUUCACCGUACCAAUUCAUCCUACAACAACAACGAUACAAAUUGACGGAAUGUCUUGCAUGAACUGUGUAAGAAACAUUGAAGGCAAAAUCGGUGCGUUAAACGGUGUCACCUCAAUAUCUGUCAGUCUGGAAGAGAAACAGGCGACCGUUGUUCAUCGUCCGGCAGAAAUAAAUACAUCGGAUUUAGCAGCGGCCAUAUCAGCUAUAAACUCUAAGUUUAAGGUGUCGUUAGGAGACCAAAAAAUAGAUUCUCCCCAAAAUAUCUACAGCACCUUUGUGUCCGAAGACGAAUAUAGUAAAGCUUAUUUGAAUAUCAAAGGCAUGACGUGUGCCUCUUGUGUUAUCGCAAUAGAAAAACAUUGUCUUAAAAUCAAAGGCGUUAAAAGUAUUUUGGUCGCAUUGAUGGCGGCAAAAGCCGAAGUGCAAUAUGAUUCUUUGAUAUUGCAUCCAGAAGACAUAGCCAACUCCAUCACAGAUUUAGGUUUCCCGUGUAUAGUUCUAACCGAGAAUAAUUCACGUGAAACUCAAAUUGAACUAAGAAUUGGAGGCAUGACGUGUUCUUCUUGUGUGAACAAAAUUGAGAGUAAUAUUUUAAAAUUAAAAGGAAUACAAAAAGCAGCUGUAGCGCUUACUACACAAAAGGGAGCGUUCACGUAUGAUAGCGAUUUAAUUAGUCCUCGAGACAUCGUUGAUCAUAUUGUUGCUCUCGGCUUUACCGCCGAUUUAGUAAACAACAAAGAUCGAGGUUCCAGAAGCUACUUAGACCAUAGUGAAGAAAUAAAUAAAUGGCGAAACUCUUUCUUAAUUUCUCUUUUGUUCGGCGGUCCAUGCAUUAUCGCGAUGACAUAUUUCAUGAUGGGCAUGACGUUUGGGUUCAUAGAUCAUUCGUCCAUGUGCUGUGUCAUACCUGGGCUUUCAUUAGAAAAUCUAAUAAUGUUCAUUUUAUCUACUCCCGUUCAGUUCAUCGGAGGCUGGCAUUUUCACGUUCAAGCUUGGAAAGCUAUACGGCACGGCACUACUAAUAUGGAUGUGCUUGUAUCGGUGGCAACCACAAUAUCAUAUGUUUACUCACUUAUUGUUGUACUAAUAGCAGUCACUGACACACCAGCCAAACAUUCCAGUCCAAUGACAUUUUUUGAUACGCCCCCGAUGUUGUUUGUCUUCAUAUCGUUAGGUCGAUGGAUGGAACAUAUUGCCAAGGGGAAAACUUCUGAAGCUCUUUCCAAACUGUUGUCGUUGAAAGCCACCGAUGCCUUAUUGGUGACCAUAACCAAUGAUUAUCAAGUGCUUACCGAAAAGGAAAUCCGGGUGGAACUGGUCAAACGCGGUGAUAUACUCAGGGUAUUGCCCAACACUAAAGUGCCAGUUGAUGGUAAAGUCUUACAUGGCCGAUCGGCUUGUGACGAGUCUUUAAUCACCGGAGAGUCAAUGCCAGUGAACAAAAAACCCGGAAGUUUAAUCAUCGGGGGCUCGAUGAACCAAACCGCUCCUCUGUUGAUGAUUGCUACACAUACGGGAGAAGCGACUAUGUUAGCCCAAAUUGUACGACUGGUAGAACAAGCGCAGACGUCUAAAGCGCCAAUACAACAAUUUGCUGACAAAAUUGCAGGCUAUUUCGUUCCUACCGUAAUUGCCAUAUCGUCUAUUACUCUGGCGGCAUGGCUUUACAUUGGCUGUUAUCACAUUCAAUAUCUACCGAUUCCAAAUGAAGACAAGUACGGAUCCGAUGGUUGGGAGAAUGCUAUACAAUAUUCAUUUAGAUGUGCACUCAGUGUUUUAGCUAUAGCUUGUCCGUGUGCUCUUGGUUUGGCCACACCUACGGCCGUUAUGGUCGGCACCGGCGUAGGCGCAUUAAACGGCAUAUUGAUUAAAGGAGCUGAAGCGUUGGAAAACGCUCACAAAGUUAAAUACGUUGUUUUCGACAAAACGGGCACUAUAACGUACGGAAAACCAACAGUAUCGCGGAUUUGCUUAUUUGUAAACAACACUAUAUGCUCUUUGAACCUUCUCCUAUCUAUUGUUGCCAACGCCGAAAUUAGUAGCGAGCACCCAUUAGCUUCUGCGCUUGUGCAUUUUGUCAAAGAAACGUUUGGAUGCGAAAUAUCAGGAAAAUGUGAACGCUUUCAAUCCGUGGCCGGUUGUGGCAUUAAAUGCGUUGUUUCUCAUGUAGACGAUCUGUUGAAAAUAGGUUCGAAAUCUAAUUUCAUUAUGAACUAUAACAACUAUAUGAGUGGACUCAAUCAGUCAUCAUUCGAGUUCAACAACGUGAUAGUCGAACUGGAAGAGGGAAAACCUGGAACUGAAGUUCAAUCGAUUCAGUUACACAAACUGCUGGACUUGAACGAAGAUAAAAAGCCUAAUGAAAUCAAAUACGAGGUGUUGAUCGGUAAUCGGGAGUGGAUGUUUAGAAAUGGCGUAACCAUGCCGCAAGAAGUCAAUUUUAAAAUGAUUUCCGAAGAGACUCUUGGCCAUACUGCUAUAUUGUGUGCCAUCAACGGCAUUUUGGUGGGAAUGAUAAGUGUGUCCGAUGUCGUCAAGCCAGAAGCUCAUUUGGCGGUUUACACUCUGUUGAAACGCGGUUACGAAGUGAUGUUGUUGACCGGAGACAACAGGAAAACGGCUUGUGCGGUUGCUAAACAAGUGGGUAUAAGCAGGGUUUUUGCAGAAGUUUUGCCAUCUCAUAAAGUGGCCAAAAUCAGAGCAAUACAAGAAAAAGGCAUACGAGUAGCAAUGGUCGGCGAUGGAGUGAACGAUUCGCCUGCCUUAGCGCAGGCCGACGUGGGUAUCGCUAUAUCUUCGGGCACAGACGUGGCCGUCGAGGCAGCUGACGUCGUUUUGAUGAGAAACGAUCUUCUAGACGUUGUUGGCUGUUUUGACUUAUCUAAUAAAACUGUCCGUAGGAUUAGACUAAACUUUUUAUUCGCAAGUAUGUACAACUUGAUUGGCAUACCGAUUGCCGCAGGCGUGUUCAGUCCUUUGGGACUGACGUUACAACCGUGGAUGGCUGCCGCCGCCAUGGCCUUAAGUUCAGUAUCCGUUGUGGGAUCAUCGCUUCUACUUAAAAUUUAUAAAAAACCCACGAUGAUGACGUUGACCACAUCCGAAUACCUUUCAAGGUCUCACGGUGAAUUAGACACCAUUUCCAUACACAGAGGGUUAGACGACAUAGAACCGUCGACUAUGAUUAGGUCGUCGAAUUCUUCAACGAUAUCUAAGCUUCUAAUGGGAAAAACGUCUGCUUCCGAAGCUGAAAAUAGACUUCUAAGUUCUUACGACGAUAUGGAAGACAUUGGUGUAGGGUAUGUCGAUAGAACAAAAAGCAUUAACGCUUGAGAUGCCGUAAAACUAUUCCUGUGUGACAAAAGUUGAUGCGUUAGAUCAAUUUAUACGACACGUUUAAGUUUUAAUAAAAUGUUUUGUUUUAUGUAUACAAUUUAUUAUCAGCUGAUGUAUUUUUUUUUUACAUCAACUUUUUUGUUAUCUUUACUGAACUUUGUUUUAAUUGUACUAAAUUAAUUUAUAAUAUUUUUUUUUUAAAUGUUUAUUUUGUUUAUUAUACUUUACUUACUUAAAACAAAUUUUAAGGUACUAAUAUCAUUAAGUUAUUUUUUUUAAUUUCCCUUUUAAAGCCCAAUAAUUAAAUACUGUUUUUAUUUUAUAUAACAAUAAACGUAUGUAAUAAUAUUUUUUACCUACUUAAAUUCAAGGUUCGUUACCACGUAUUGUUUUACCGCUAAAAAUACAUUUUAAUUUACUAGAGAUAUAUACCUAACCAAUGACAUUUCUUAUAGACAUAAUACUAAACUCAUUGUGAUCAGUGGCGUGGUUCGCACCAAAAAAAGACUGUCGAGGUGUCGGUCGACAUCUCUUUCACAAAAUAUUUAAAAAUAUUCUCUUCGACUUUAUUUUAAGCCAAAAUAUUUUAUUUACAUGUAAAAUGAAUCGUAAGACUUUUGGGACAUUCUCUAUUUAUAUUGAAAACAAAAAAAUUAAAUUAUAAAACCAUUAACUUAUUUUUGUAAAUAAAAUAAAAAUAUUUUAAACUGCUAA
Molecule: messenger RNA, 4808 nt
Organism: Adelges cooleyi (spruce gall adelgid)
Lineage: Eukaryota; Metazoa; Arthropoda; Insecta; Hemiptera; Adelgidae
Gene: ATP7
Product: copper-transporting ATPase 1
Exons: 22
Coding region: 264-4091 (1275 amino acids)
Biological process (GO): copper ion homeostasis; monoatomic cation transport
Cellular component (GO): membrane
Molecular function (GO): P-type divalent copper transporter activity; copper ion binding; ATP hydrolysis activity
Source: RefSeq, a predicted model, not a curated record